Lindgomyces ingoldianus is the source of this 1901-nucleotide messenger RNA. RefSeq names its product putative vacuolar cation/proton exchanger 2. The transcript is spliced from 4 exons. Gene Ontology annotation, molecular function: calcium:proton antiporter activity. Lineage: Eukaryota; Fungi; Ascomycota; Dothideomycetes; Pleosporales; Lindgomycetaceae. The record is from RefSeq and is a predicted model, not a curated record. The coding region runs from base 275 to 1663 and encodes 462 amino acids. Gene Ontology annotation, biological process: intracellular calcium ion homeostasis; calcium ion transmembrane transport. Gene Ontology annotation, cellular component: fungal-type vacuole membrane.
GUGCACGGGGGCAUUUGAGAAACAAGCUGGGAAUCCAAUGAUCUCCGCCAUGACGCCCACGGCUUCUUUGACUUCUUCGCUCGCUCUCCUUCUUGCUGCUGGUCUUUUUCAUUCCCUUCACCAUCGCAGCUCGCCUGCCCUGCACCGCGACGCGAGCCGUUGCUGAAACACUCUCCACCACCUCCCUGACACGGCAGCUUUAUGCCGACACGACACCCUCCAACCUUUUGAUCACAGACUCUUCGUAGCACGAACUUCUUCUCUACCCAUCGUCAUGGCCCGCCGCUCACGUAGCUCGCGAGAAUACACGCAAGAUCCCAAGUCGGAAGCCACCGUCCCUCCACACUCAUCGGGGCAACACCAUGGCCUGCACCUUCCGCGAUUUAAUCACAAUGGCCACGAGGUCACACCGGGCAUCGAGCCGGAGGGCGAGAGUGGCAGGAAAGGCAUCCACCCCAUCAAGUUCUUGAGGAUCUGCUUUAGGAGCUCGAGCAGGGUGUCGAUGGCCGUGAAUGCUCUGUGGCCCAUCGUACCAAUCGCCAUUGCACUUCACUUUGCCCGCCCGGAAUGGCAUCUGGCCAUCUUCAUCACCAACUAUAUCGCCAUGGUGCCUGCUGCCAAUCUGAUUGGGUUUGCCGGCCAGGAACUCGCCCGCAAGCUGCCCAAGGUGCUCGGUGUCGUUCUGGAGACGACACUUGGCUCAGUUGUCGAGAUUGUGCUCUUCAUGGUGCUCAUCAAGACGCAUGGCGAAAGCAAUGUACCCGUCAUCCGCGCCGCCAUUUUGGGUUCCAUCCUCGCCAAUAUGUUACUGUGCCUUGGCGCCUGCUUCCUUGCUGGAGGCCUCAAGCGCGACGAGCAGUCAUUCCAUGAAGCCAUUUCUGAAGCUGGUAGCGGACUGAUGCUUGUUGCUGGAAUGGGCCUCGUCAUCCCAACCAUCUACGCCAACGCCCUCGCCAACCGCACCGACCUCCCUGCCGGCGAGAUCCCCAGCGAAACCCUCAAAAUUUCCCGUGCCACUGCCAUCAUCCUGCUCUUCGCCUUUUUCGUCUACAUCUUUUUCCAAACCAAGACUCACGACGGUCUGUUUAGCGAAAUUUUCGAGGCCGAUGAACACAAGGACGCAGAUCGCCACAAGGAUUUGGCAAAGGCCAAGCUUACGCUGACGGAGUGCGUUGUUGCUUUGGUCAUUGCUCUGACCUGCGUGUCUUUGAUCGCUGUGUUCCUGGUGUUGGAGAUUCCGUUCAUCGUCGAAGAGAGACAUAUUAGCGAUGCAUUCGUGGGUUUGAUUCUGAUCCCGCUCGUGGAAAAGGCAGCUGAACAUCUCACGGCCGUCGACGAAGCCUGGGAUAACCAGAUGAACUUCGCACUUGCCCACGUUCUAGGCGCCAGCAUCCAAACCGCUCUUCUCAACACUCCCCUUGUUGUAAUUGUCGGAUGGUGCAUCCACGUUCCCAUGGACUUGAACUUCGAGAUGUUCGAUGCUAUAGCUCUCAUUCUGGCUAUCUUGGUCGUGGGAUCGUUUCUUAGGGAUGGAAAGUCUAAUUAUCUCGAGGGUGUGCUUUGCAUUCUCGUCUACAUCAUCAUUGCCAUCUCCGCCUUCUUUUAUCCCAACCCAGCAGGCCAUGGCGGGGGUGAAAGUGGUGGUGGUGAAGGUGGGCAUUAGAAUGCUGCAAUGUACUUUCUCUUCCCUGCUUGCAGUAUCGGUGGCAGGGGAGCGAGGUUGGGAAAAUAUCUUAGAUCGGAUGAAAACGACAUGCUAUAGUGUCUCGGACUGGAGUAUCUGAAAUUGUUACUGCAUAUCUAUUUUGUUCGCUGAGAGUCAGGGCGCAGUGAAGCGAGGAGUCUUCUGUAUAUAGCAUCUGCGAUGCCUUUCCUGUAUGUUGUUCGGAGCGAGAUACCAG